GAGACGUCAUGGAUUCCUGAGUGUGGGGCUUUGCAGGAAAGCCCUGAGUCUCCGACAUGGACCGGCUCCAGGUUUCCAUGGCAAAGGCGCACAAACAGGAGGAAACACUGAGGGAAUCCCGUUAUUUUACAGCAUUGGACCAUUAUAAACACCCAGAGCGGGGAAGGAAGCCGCUCUUGAUACUCAAGUAAUCCUUAUAGAGCUCUCGGAAGAGGGACUUCAUACCAGAACCGCUGCUGGAGCUUGAUGCGGCUGCAUGUUUUCAGUUACAGACACGGAGUUUGCGCGCAGCUGCUGUGUGGCAGCGUGAAGUUUUUGAACGUGUUCUGAAACUUUUUCACGCUGUUUCGCCUUCUUUUAAGAUUUCUAACUGAGGAGAGCUUCUUCUUCUACGGUCAAUAGCGGAAAUUAAUUUUUCUUUUUCUGUAUUUUUUCGCUUUUUUUUCCUCCAGAUGUUCAGAGAAGCUUGGAGACUGGCACAGUACCACACCAUGAGGUCCAUGGAUCAAGAUGAUCCAAACCUUGCAUCUCACAAAGUCCUCAGCCCUGAGUCUGAGCAGGCUUUCCCUCUGGAGGAGGCCUCCCCAUACGGCAUCAAGUCCUGCAGCCCCUCGUACAGCGAGCAUAACACCGAGGUUCUGUCAGGAUAUGAGAACCAGGAGGCCAGGAACUACCUGGACAAUAGCCGCCCUGCAGGCCUGGCCCUGAGCCCACGCAUCGAGAUCACACCCUCGCGUGAGCAUUACAACCAUGGUCGAGACUCCCUGCAAAACCAGCACCUGAACAUCAGCCCCAGACCCACCCUCACCGUACCCGGACAUGAGAACCUCUCCUACCGUGAGCCGCAGUGCCUGAGCCCCGCCAGCAGUAACUCCUCCACCAGCUGGCACUCUGAGAGCUACUCCCCCUGGGCGUCCCCCUGUGUGUCCCCCAGCAGUGGCCAGAAUCCUGGAGACCUCUGCCCCCGGCUCCAGAACAUCCACACUGGCUCCCCCCGCACCUCUCCGGGCACCUCCCCUCGCACCAGCCUGACUGAGGACGGCUGCCUCGGUCCCCGUUCUCCCUCCCCUAGACCUGGCUCUCGCUCCACGUCCCCACAGGGAAAACGCACGUACGACAUGUACAGGAACCCCAGCCUGGUCCCUGGGCACCGCUCUCGCAGCCCCUCCCCCCACAGCGGCCAUGAAGAUCACAACAUCGGUGCCCACUACUCACACAGCAGCCUUAGUGAUGCCAUGAAUGGGUUUGGAAGCAGUCAGCCCGGCCUGGUGCCUACCAAAAUAGUCAAAACAUCCAACCAGGUUUACACGCUGUACCCAGAGAACCAUGUAGAAGGAAACUACCUGGUCUCAUGUGACCAGGACAUAAAAACCAAACCGGCUGCUGAGCCAUUCUUUGUUAUCCCCCCUAUCUGGUCCAAGCCGCUGGUUUCCAGCAUCUGCAGCAUCCCCGUGGCGUCUCUCCCCCCACUCGAGUGGCCGAUCCCGAGUCGCACGGACCAGUAUGAGCUCCACAUCGAGGUCCAGCCGAAGCCACAUCACAGAGCUCACUAUGAGACAGAAGGAAGCAGAGGGGCUGUCAAAGCCCCUACAGGAGGACAUCCUGUUGUACAGUUACAUGGCUACAGAGGCAAGGAGCCACUCGGCCUGCAGAUCUUCAUUGGCACAGCCGACGAGCGUAUCCUCAAGCCGCACGCCUUUUACCAAGUCCAUCGUAUCACCGGUAAAACCGUCACGACCACCAGCUAUGAGAAAAUCAUCAACGGCACCAAAGUCCUGGAGAUCCCGCUGGAGCCAAAGAACAACAUGAAAGCAAUAAUCGACUGUGCUGGGAUCCUGAAGCUCAGGAACGCCGACAUCGAGCUGAGGAAGGGAGAGACGGACGUGGGACGGAAAAACACGCGUGUUCGUCUGGUGUUUCGUGUUCACAUACCUCAGCCUGGAGGGCAGCACGUCUCUCUGCAAGCGGCCUCGCAUCCCAUCGAGUGCUCCCAGCGUUCAGCUCAUGAGCUUCCCAUGGUGGAGAAGCAGGACAUGGACAGCUGCUCCGUUCUGGGAGGUCAACAGAUGAUUCUGACCGGGCAGAACUUCAGCUCUGAUUCUAAGGUCAUUUUUAUGGAGAAAACACAGGAUGGGCAGCAAAUCUGGGAAAUGGAAGCCACAGUGGACAAAGAUAAGAGCCAACCAAGUAUGCUGUUUGUGGAGGUGCCGCCCUACAGAGAUACGUCCACCUGUCAUCCUGUUAAAGUGAACUUCUACGUCAUUAACGGCAAAAGGAAGCGCAGCCAGCCUCAACACUUCACCUUCACACCACUGGCAUGUAAGAAUGCAGCUCAGCUUUUCUCUGCACCAUCCAUAAAGACAGAGCCUCUGGAUGAGUACGACGACCACAUGGGUUUCGCCAUGCCUCAGAUUUUGGGGUUAUCUCCUCAUUCCUACUACCACAGUCCUCGCAGCGUCCUCCAUCCGGACAACAGCUUGGUCUCCAGCAUGGCGUCCUGUCAGCGCCUCAGCUCCAGCCUACCAAAUCAAGAUGCCCGUUUCCAACAGCAGAGCCCGACCAUCGUGUACUCCCGUGGGGGCAAGAGUCUGAGCGGCAGUCCGAACCUUUAUCAGCAGCCUGGAGCGAUGAUGCCCGACCCCCACAGGUCCGUCCUUGUCCAUACAGGCUCCCCUGCUCAGCCUGUGGGUCCCAUCGGCUCAAGCCAGCACCCGUCGAUCAUCCAGUUCUCCCCGACCAACCACCACCUUCUCCGGGGUGGAGACGCUCACUCUCUUCCCACUCAGCAGCCCGACAGCCAGCAGAUCAUCUACUGUGAUGGUUACUCCCCACAGGCGGCCACCACCCACUCACCCACACCCCCGCAGGCUCAGGCCGCGGGGCCACACCCUCAGCCCUAUCCCACCGUGAUCCAGCAGCAGCCGUACGCUCAGAAAGGGCAGCAGAAAGGUCGAGCCCCGCCGGGCGCCGGGCAGAUGGAGGCUGCAGGAGACGGACAGAGGAGGGUGACGGUGAAGGAGGAGAACCUAGACCAGGCCUACCUAGAUGAUGGUGAGUUGAAUGAGAUCAUUAGAAAGGAUCUGACCGGUGUCCAGGCCAGAGGGCAGACAUAAAGAAGGGAGCCCAGUGGGAAAUGACAACAUAUCCCCCCCCCCCUCCCGUUGGACACACACAAAGACGGACAUGCACACACGCAGUUUUCAACCUUCGAGAGAGGUGACGCACAUCCACCAACAAUCAGACCUUCUCUUCCUCAUUUGCUUUACCAACACAGACAGAAACAUCAGCUCCCGGCUGCUGUGUUUGCCUUGGAUGUUUCCACCAAUAAACACUUUCAUUUAGCAAAUAGGAGAAAUGAUCUGACCCAUAACGUCAACACCAAAGACAUUUAAGCAGCAGGAGCGAGUGCCUUAUUUUAAGAUUUGACUUAGAGUGUGGGUGCUUUUGCUUUGAAAAGGGAUUAUCAAUAAAAUAGUCAGUCUCAGUGAUCUUUGAGGUAAUAUCACAUUAAUACAAAAGGGAAUCAAAGUUAUGUAGCAUGCAGACGCUUCAAAUAAUUAAGUUUCUUAUGUUUAACAUUAAAAGUCAAAUCCUGAAUUGAAAACUUGUGGCCAAAGUUAGUCAUGUUUAGUAAAUUUCUCUAGCUAAAGGUGUGUUUUAUGUCUGUGUGUAACUUUAGUUUUACAUGGAAAGAUUUUGCUAAGCUGAUCAUCUCAUUAUAAAUUGCAUUUUCUCUAAUGGAAGUGAAGCGCACACUGCCUUAACAAUACACAAAGGAACUAUUUUGACACCUCCUAGUAUGCACUGUUUUAAACACAGGGGGUCCAUGUUAUGACUUUUUAUAUGAUGUUUGAAUCAUGUGAAUAAUGUAAUGUUUUAUAUUCGUACAUUUGCAAUGCAUCAAAGUCAGCUAAUAAUGCCAAAGAUGCCUGUGCAUGGAGCCUGUGAGGCUGAAGACUCCUGCGCUCCUUUAAAAAUCUUGCAUUAGCAGUUAUUUAAAAUAUAUCUGAAGUUUGUGCUACACUUAAAUUUAAAGGUGGUCUUGUUUUUUAAUCAGAAACUCAUAUAUUAUAUUGUAUUUCUAUCAGUUGUGAUAAUUGUAAUAUAAUCUGUGAUAACAGAAUGCUCCAAAGCUUUUUUUUGUAUAGUUGAAGUCUGAGUCCAUCCUUAUCACAAUCAGUGUACUUAAAGCUCAUCGCCUAUGCAGAUCCUCCAUGCUUGGCGAUGUAAAAAGCAUGCAUACUCUUUUCUGUUACUGUCAUACUGUUUGCACAGUAGGAAAUAGCUUUUUGUGCUAGUACAGCCUGCUUAAAUGAAAAGGAAGCAGUUUAAAAGAUAUUUUUCUAAGGUUUUAAUACUUUAAAGGUGGAUUGGAGUGCAGAAAAGAGCCAUUAGUAAGAAAGGCAAGGCUGAAAGUGAAGAAGCGCAUAAAAUAAAUCAAAAUAAGACUGAAUCACACUAAGUACGUUUACAUGCACACUAAUAAAGCAAUCUGUAUCUGAUUUCUGGAGUUACCCUAUUCAUCCAUGUAACAGCAUAAUGACAUGCAAGGGUAUAAUCCAACAUGCUCUGUCAGAUACAGGCCUUAGAGAAGUAGAACUUGGGCUGCAUGGUGGUGCAGAGGUUAGCACUGUUGCCUCACAGCAACAAGGUUCCUGUGAAGUGUGUGGAGUUUGCAAGUUCUCCCCCGUGCAUGCGUGGGCUCUCUCCAAGUACUCAGGCUUUCCCCCACCACCAAAGACAUGCUCGUUAGGUUAACUGGUUACUCAAAAUUGGUGUAAGCAUGUUUAACCCUAUAUGUCAGCUCUGUGAUGGACUGGCGACCUGCCCAUAGUGUAACCUGCCUCUUACCCAAUGACACCUGGGAUAGGCUCCAGUCCCCACGACCCCAAACAGGAUACAGAAGAUGGAUGGAUGGAUAUAGAACUUGGAGAAGGCUUGUGAUCAUGUCCCUCAGGGGGUCAUUUGGAUGGUACUGUAGGAAUAGGGGGCCCCAGGGCGGUUUAGGGGCGCCAUCAGGUCCCACAUCCUCGUCACAAAGUCAGACACGUUCCCGGUUCAUGUUGACCUCCACCAGGGCUGCCCCUGAUGUCCGAUUUUUUUUUUUAUCUGUGUAGGAGCAUCUCUGGUUUCAGGACCUCAGAAUUCCAUCUCUGUUUUUUUGUGGAUGAUGGAGGUUCUGUUGGCUUCCUCAGCUGGGGACCCCCUGCUGUCAUAGGGGCGGUUUAGAACCAUGGUUCUCUGCCAGAAACAGUUGAUUGUUCUCUCUAGGUAGGGAGUGAGUCUCUGCCUCAGAUGAAGGAGUUCAGGCACCUUGGGGUCUUGUUCAAGAGUGAGGGUGAAAUGGGCUGUGAGACUGACAGGCAGAUCGGUGCAGCAUCAGCAGUACUGAGGGCGUUGUGGUGAAGAAGAAGCUGAACUGAAAGGCAAAGCUUUUGAUUAACCAGUCGAUCUACCUCCAAACCCUCAUCCAUGGUCAUGAAGAAUGAGAUCGUGGAUACAAGUGGUUGAAAAGAGUUUUCUUUAGUGAGGAAAAGAUCACUCUAAAUGCACCACAAACCACAGGAAAAUCUGGCAAGGCAAUCCUUAGAACCAUCAAUGAUAGGGCCUUUGCUGACUUUGGUUGGGAGGAGGAAAUCUGAGCCAAGACUGGCAAAAUUAUCUGGUUGUUUGAAGCACGCUUAAGAGAUAAAACACCAUAAGCUACAUCACCGACACAGAGAGCUGGUGCUGCUACUUUUAGAAUCACAGCUAAUGAGUCAUGACUGACACACCCUCUGCUGCAUGGCUGCAAGGCUGCAUGGUAGAAGAAGUCUGCAGCGGUCUAUCUGUUUUAGAUCAGAUAUCUGACUAAUGGCAGAAUCAUGUUUACAAGCUUUUUUCUGCCAACACAUCACUGAAAUGCAUGUAAACGUACAGAUAACUAAUGUUAACUGAUUACUCCCAGUGCUCUGGAUUAGUGUGCUCAUGUAAACAUACUCAGUGUUUCAUAUUUAAAAAGGACCUAUCUGAUAAGAAUUUAAUGUCAUUGAGCCAGUACAGCACAGGUGCAUUUGACCUUUCUUGAAUGUAAUCUAUUUGAAUCUUUUUCCCUUUUUCUGUAAAUAUUUGUCAUAAAGUCUGUCCGUCCAUGUGCAUUAAUAAAGUUUGAUUAGUCUAAAAUAGGAAUUAUUUGUAAUCUUAGUCAUGUAUUGUUUACCUGUCCCUUUAUGUCUAUAAUAUAACCAAAGAUAUAGGUAUCACAGUAACUUUUAUCUGUUAAAAAAUCUUUCUAAAGGGAAAUCUGACACAUUACUUUCAGGCUGUCAGAGUCUUUUAAUAGGUUCUAUUUUUGUUCAUGUAUUUGUUAUUAUUUUAUAAUCUUAAAGAAAUCUUUGGCAGAGAGAAAGGGUAUUAAUACUGUCUUAUUUUAUUCUCUGUGUUGAUAGCUGUCAUGUAAUGUUUUAUUUUUAAAUCUAUUUCACUCUGUGCCUCAAAAAACAUCUCUGUUUCUGCUAUUUUGUAUCCUUGAAAAAGCAAUAAAUAAUAACCGUAAUCAUCA
Molecule: messenger RNA, 6541 nt
Organism: Cheilinus undulatus (humphead wrasse)
Lineage: Eukaryota; Metazoa; Chordata; Actinopteri; Labriformes; Labridae
Gene: nfatc2a
Product: nuclear factor of activated T cells 2a
Exons: 10
Coding region: 453-3113 (886 amino acids)
Biological process (GO): calcineurin-NFAT signaling cascade; cytokine production; regulation of transcription by RNA polymerase II
Cellular component (GO): transcription regulator complex
Molecular function (GO): DNA-binding transcription factor activity, RNA polymerase II-specific; transcription factor binding; RNA polymerase II cis-regulatory region sequence-specific DNA binding
Source: RefSeq, a predicted model, not a curated record